AUGACACUCUCAAAUGACAUUCAGCGGGGCAAUGUUGCAGCCGCCACACCACCUCAAAUACCCCAAAACCCCUCCCACGAAGAGCACCAGUACUUGAAUCUAAUCCGCCAAAUCCUCGCCGAGGGCGAACACCGACCCGACCGCACAGGAACAGGAACACGCUCCAUAUUCGCUCCAGUUCCCAUGCGCUUCUCGCUCUCAAAGCCCGACCCUGCAAAUGUAGAAUCGAAAAUCCCUGUUCUGCCCCUCCUCACCACAAAACGCGUCUUCCUACGCGCCGUCCUCGCCGAACUCCUCUGGUUCAUCUCAGGCUCGACAUCGAGCAUCCCCUUAUCUGAGGCCGGUAUCAAGAUCUGGGACGGGAAUGGCUCGCGCGAGUUCUUGGAUAAUGUUGGUCUUUCGCACCGGGAAGUCGGUGAUCUAGGGCCCGUCUACGGCUUCCAGUGGCGCCAUUUCGGCGCUGAGUAUGUUGAUGCUCAUACCGAUUACACCGGACAGGGUGUUGAUCAGCUGGCCGAUGUUGUGAGGAAGAUUAAAGAGACACCAUUUGACCGACGGAUCAUCAUGUCGGCGUGGAACCCCGCGGAUUUGAAGAAGAUGGCCCUCCCACCUUGCCAUAUGUUUGCUCAGUUCUAUGUCUCCUAUCCUGAAGGCAUCGAGGAAGGGAAAGGCAAAGGAAAGGGCGAGUUGAGCUGUUUGUUGUACCAGCGGAGUUGUGAUAUGGGCCUUGGCGUGCCGUUUAAUAUUGCUUCUUAUGCACUGUUAACGCACAUUAUUGCGCAUGCUACGGAUUUGAACCCAGGAAAGUUGAUCCACACGAUGGGCGACGCGCAUGUCUAUCUGGAUCAUGUGGAAGCUCUGCAGGAGCAGCUGACGAGGGAGCCGUCUGAAUUCCCCGAGUUGAAGAUUAAGAGAGAAGAUCGCGGUAGUGGUGUUAUUGAUGGAUGGAAAGAGGAAGAAUUUGAGGUUAUUGGAUACCAACCUCACAAGGCGAUUAAGAUGAAGAUGAGCGUUUAG
Messenger RNA from Aspergillus puulaauensis, 1017 nucleotides. RefSeq names its product thymidylate synthase (gene TMP1). Lineage: Eukaryota; Fungi; Ascomycota; Eurotiomycetes; Eurotiales; Aspergillaceae. Gene Ontology annotation, molecular function: thymidylate synthase activity. Bases 1 to 1017 code for a protein of 338 amino acids. The transcript has a single exon. Gene Ontology annotation, biological process: dTMP biosynthetic process. Gene Ontology annotation, cellular component: cytosol; mitochondrion. The record is from RefSeq and is a predicted model, not a curated record.